ACCAGGGCACCCAGCGGCAGCAUCUCAUGCGGCUUCCACCUCUCGGGGUGCACUGGACCCCUGGCCACCCCUCCUUCCCCAUCACUCACUCCAUCCAGCAGAUGACAGGCCCCCUCGGCUGCCGGCCCGUGGAUGCCAUUUGAGAUGUCCCCUUUCUGUUGCUGGGGCCUGCCCGCAGCUCUUCUGGCUCUGCUCUUCUGCCCAGGGUCUGGUGAGGCGGCGUUCGAGGUCUACGCGUCGCCAGAGCAGCUGGUGGUGAAGCACGGAGCGUCCUCUGAGAUCAACUGUAGUACCAGCUGUCUGCAGCCGACCAUCAGUGGUUUGGAGACCACCCUGAGCAAGACUCUGCUGGACAAGCAGCCUCAGUGGGAGCGAUACAGGGUCUCCAACGUCUCCAACAGCACGGUCGUCUAUUGCCACUUCACCUGCUCUGGGAAGCAGAUGCUUCGGAACGUCAGCGUCACUGUGUUCCACCCCCCAGAGCAAGUGCUGCUGAAGCUGCAGCCCACUUGGGUGACCGUGGGCAAUGCCUUCACCAUUGAGUGCAGCGUGCCUGCCGUGGCACCCCUUGAGAACCUCACCCUCACCCUGCUCCGUGGCCAGGAGCCCCUGCACAUGCACACCUUUGUGGGGGCAACAGCUGCCCCACAAGAAGCCAGGAUCACACACAACAGCACGGCCCACAAGGAAGACGGUCGCCACAACUUCUCCUGCCGGGCUGAGCUGGACCUGCGGCCUCGUGGCGGGGGCCUCAUCCGAAGAACCUCGGAGCCCCAGGUGCUUGAGAUCCAUGAGCCGAUGCCGGACAACCAGAUGGUCAUCAUCAUCGCAGUCGUGUCGGUGCUGCUGCUCUUGUUUGUGGCGUCCGUCCUGCUCUGCUUUGUCUUCGGCCAGCAGUGGCACCAGAGGCGGAGAGGCAAUUACGGGGUACAAGCAGCUUGGCGGAGACUGAGACGCUCCUACCGGGCAUAGCCUGCAGGGGGGGGGGCAUGGCUGCUGCCACGGCAGCCACUGGAACUCAGUGCGGCUCUCAGGGAUGUGGCCCGUGGCCCGGCCAUGGAAGAAGGACAGUGACAAGCAGCCGAGGACUUUGGGGACAUUUCCUUUUCGAGUCUGAAUACAAACACCUGGACUUAACCCUGUGCCUCGGGUCUCCUCCUGGGAGAGUACUCAACGGCCGGGAAGGUGACUCAUCGGAGGGGAAGGUGACUCAUCGGGCCUACACUUCUCUCCCUGGAUGCCUCCUCAGUGUCCCUCCACCCUCUGCUUCACAGCGGCCUCGGGCCAGCCCAGCCCGGGGGCGCCCCCAUGCUGACCAGCCUAGGCACCAGGCACCCACCCUCAUCGGGCCGAGUGACAAGUGUGCCCUGGCCUGGUAGGGCAGAGACACUCUGUUCCCACAUGGCCCUCGGGAACGCGGGCCACUCCCUGUCGGAGCAGGACAUGGCCAACAGAGCCAGCUUCCUGGGGUGAGGCGGAGGGUGGGGACCCCAAGGGAUCUGGCUCAGCUCCAGGACCCUCCCAAGCAGGACUCUUCCGCAUCUUGGCCUUUACAGAGCUGUGGACAACAAAGUCAGUCUUCCCUCGCCUCCUGCUCCAUUAUUAGGCCAAGCUGAGACUCCGCAGCCCUGGCCUUCCCAGAGAGAGGGGUGAG
Molecule: messenger RNA, 1654 nt
Organism: Eptesicus fuscus (big brown bat)
Lineage: Eukaryota; Metazoa; Chordata; Mammalia; Chiroptera; Vespertilionidae
Gene: ICAM2
Product: intercellular adhesion molecule 2
Exons: 5
Coding region: 133-972 (279 amino acids)
Biological process (GO): cell-cell adhesion
Cellular component (GO): membrane
Molecular function (GO): integrin binding
Source: RefSeq, a predicted model, not a curated record